AUAUAUAUAGAGAUAUAUAUAAAGAUUGGAAUUGGAAUUGAAAUUUGUUAUCAGAGUGAGUCUGCAGUUGUGGCUACCAGGAGGCUGCCUUCAGAUUCUGGUGCUUUUGCAGACUGGGUAGCUUCGUCUUCUACCUCUGGCCGAGCUGCUGAAGACCUUUCCCUCGGCUUCAAUGCCGGGCCCACCGCCGGUGGUGGAUCCGCAUCUACCACCGCCGGUGGAGGCAGUGGCGGUGGCGGCGGAAUGUGGUCUUCCGCCACCACACGCCACCAUCAAAUCAAUUACGGCCUUCCGCCAGAGAUGGGGAUGGUGGGUCUCCGAGACGUGUUUGUUGUGGCGCCCGCCUCAUCGUUCCACCACCACCACAACAACAACAACAACAACAGCAAUGAACCCAUCAUCUCCGAUCCCCAUCAUCAUCACGCAAUUAACGCUUCCAACGCCGCGGCCGCCACCGCUCUGGGCGUCGGAGUGGGCGUCAUCCCUCUCCUCACCGCCACGCCGUGUCUCCCCGAUGAAGAUGUGUUGAACAACAACAAUCGUUGUAGAAGUAGUAGUGGAAUUCAGUUUUGGCAAAACCAACAAUCGCAGCAGCAGCAGCAACAACAACACUCGAAUUAUCUCAAGAAACCCAUGUUUCUCGAUCACACUAGUCCGUCAAAUUUUAUGCAAACUCAGACUGGAACAACUGGCACAGGGACUGGUACUGGAAUUGGUGGUGGGUCGGCCUCAUCGAGCUCCGCCACCACAUGCCAAGACUGUGGAAACCAGGCCAAAAAAGACUGUACUCAUCGCAGAUGUAGAACUUGUUGCAAAAGUAGAGGUUUUGAUUGUGCAACACACGUCAAGAGCACUUGGGUUCCGGCCUCUCGCCGCCGUGAACGCCAGCUCAUGGCUGCUGCAGCCGCCGCCACCGCCGGGUCUUCCGGUUCCACCUCCGGUGCUAAGAAACCUAGACUCAUUAAUUCACAAACCACCACAACUUCACAUACUUCCACUUCCAACACUCCUCCUCGAAGCUUCGAUACUAGUUCUAGUCACCAAGAUGCGAGUUUUAAAGAGGGAUUGCCGGGACAAUUACGAGCCCCAGCUGUGUUCAAGUGUGUUCGAGUCACUGCGGUUGAUGAUGGUGAAGAUGAGUAUGCAUAUCAAGCUGUUGUCAAAAUAGGUGGACAUGUUUUCAAAGGAUUUUUAUAUGAUCAAGGGGAAGAAGGAAGAGAUGGGUUUCCUGAUAUAUCAGAACUGCAUUUGGGUGGUGGUGUUGGUGGUAAUGGGGGUGGCGGUGGUGGAGGAAGGAAUGGGGCUUCGUCGUCGUCACCAAUUCUCGACCCCUCCGACGUCUACGCCGCGCCCGGUGGUGGAGGAUUUCUUGGAGGUUCAAGCUAUGGUAACCAAAUAAACUGAUAAUAUGGGCAAAGACUGAAAAUGAAUAUUAAUUACUACAUUGUUGUCUAAUUUUCUCUUCUUUUGUCUCUACUAAUUAUCAAUAGGGUUGCUAUAAAUUUUUGCUGUAGGAGCUUAUUUUAAUUGUUAUUAACAUAUGUCUUGGUAUUGAUAUAGAUUCUUGUUCCUCAUUUCAAUUUGUCUUUAUUUAUCAUCAUCAUCAAGGAGAUGAUCAUCAUUUGCUAUAAAAGUGCUAUCUUAAAUGGAAUGAUAGCACAUCAUCAAUAUCGAAAACAA
Molecule: messenger RNA, 1680 nt
Organism: Camellia sinensis
Lineage: Eukaryota; Viridiplantae; Streptophyta; Magnoliopsida; Ericales; Theaceae
Product: protein LATERAL ROOT PRIMORDIUM 1
Biological process (GO): positive regulation of DNA-templated transcription
Cellular component (GO): nucleus
Molecular function (GO): DNA binding; DNA-binding transcription factor activity
Source: RefSeq, a predicted model, not a curated record